Coregonus sp. 'balchen' is the source of this 1964-nucleotide messenger RNA. Lineage: Eukaryota; Metazoa; Chordata; Actinopteri; Salmoniformes; Salmonidae. The record is from the annotation of a GenBank genome assembly.
AGAAGAACAUCUUCGCUAACGCAGCAUUUUCGAAAUGGCACAUCUCGAGUUCAAGUUUGAGGACGAAAUAACUAAAUACAUUCGGGAACAAGAAUUGGCAACGUCACUGAAAUUCGUAACAUUGAGUAAGGACAAAAGUUUUGGAAAAAAGGGUAAGUUGUCUUCUAUUUUUUGUUGAUAACUAGUAGCUAACUUUUGCUACUCUCAUCUAAAAUGAUGCUAGCUAGCUAGCAUAACAGAUUCCAUUCCAAGCACAGGACCAGAGAGGAACUUCUUUAGUUUCCCUAAAAGCCUAUCAUUCUAAUGGUAAUAUAUCAUAUUCUUGACCUUGAACAGAUGCACAGCCUUUGGCACAGAAAAAACUCCGCUGGGAGAGUAAAAGCCUCCCAUUCAAUGGUGUUCCCUUUCAAGUUGUUGGCACAAAGACGUAUGAAUGCCACCAGGGGAAAGACAGACAAACAAAAGCCAAAGAGAAAUAUGCUGCUGAAAGGGACAAGAAGGAAGUAAGUUAGUAGACGGAUCAAUGUAAUUUAUACCAUACACUUUUACAACAUUAAUUUUAUUUUAAUAAUGUUUUAGUACUAACUAACAAUGGAAUGUUCCUCAAUAAAAUGGAAGAAGAUGGGAUGUUAAAUGGGUGUCCUAACUCUGUGGUCACUAAAGAUCCCAAAGCACUUAUUGCAAGAGUAUGUAAGUGGGGUUAGGGUGGUGAGUUUCCCCAUACACUGUAAAGAGCUUUAGGUGUCUGUCUAGAAAAGUACUAUAAAAGUUGAAUGUAUUAUUAUUAUUAGCUAAAUGUAUUUUGUAAUUUUUUAAAUAAUCUUCCUCAGCUUGAAGACCAUGCCUUUGUACAGAGACGGAAACUGGUACAAAAUACCAAAAAGGUGGACUGCAAGGCUAUAAUAAACAUCGCCCACGUUAUCCGCUUUCCUGAUUUUAAGGUACAUUUUUUUAAAGUAUCAAGGUCUAGGCCUACAGUUGGUCAAAGUCUAAAAAAAUCAGAAUUGCGCUGCCUGUGUAAACGCAGCCUGUGAAACAGCCUAACGCUGUACAUAGUAACAGUACAUAUUUAACAAAUACCACAUUAUUUGAUGUCUAGAUUGAGGAAAGUACAGUGCGCUCUAAAAAGGAGGCCUCCCAAACUCUGAAGGCAGCACUAAGUGAAACACCCAGCUCCGUGAAGGCAGAGGUUGUCUACUGCGUCAGGUUCCCCUCCCUCUCUGAGCAUAGCUCACAUGCAGUUGUUGGUGAGGUAAAUAUAUAUAUAUAAUCUAUAUAAUAGAAUGUUGAUUAAGAUACCCACUGACCCCUUUAUGAUAAACCCAUGUAUUCUUUCUCCAACAGGAAGCUUAUGUUAGGGAAGCUGUAGAUGCCAGGCUGAGAGAGAAGAUUGAGCAGCUGACUCUGUCUGGUGUGAGAAAGAUGACUGAAAUGAAGUGUCAUCUUAACACCUUUGUAGUGGAAGAGCUUUUCUGUGGAGAGCAGCCCCCUCCACCUACUCGCAGGCGGUAUUACCCGACUGACAGUGACAUAAGAAAUGUCAUGUUUAAGACCAAGCAGGCCACCAGAGACCCCAACAUUGAACGUCCAGACGAAGGUCCAUCUAGAAGAGGAAAGAAGAGGUCCUCUAGGAAGGUGUUGCAGUUGAGGAAGCAAUGUGCAGGAUAUCUUAAAGAGAUCACAGACCUCACUUACCAUCUCCAAGAUGAACAGUGCAUGACUGACCUGUCUUCACAUCUCAAAAGCGUGUUGAUGGAUAUGAAGGCCAAUGUUCCACAGGAUACAGGCCUUCCACUGACCUUUUCUCCAAGGAAGAGAAAAGCUGAGAAGGCCAUGGACCCCCUACCAACCAAGAGAGCAUCACACCCUUUCACAGGUGGGGUAGAACAGCAUACAGAGGACAUAGUGAGUGUGGAUACCUUGUUGGCAUUGACCCUAGGGUAGUAAGGCUGUGUGGAGACCUU